AGCAGUUUGCUCGUCAUCUCAUCUCAUUUCUGUUCACUCAUCCUCCCUCGUAUCACUCCUCCAGUGCUGUCAGGUUGUUAAGAAACCGUCAGAACGAGGGGAAUGUGUGUAGGGGAGCCCCACUGGCAUUUCUUCACCAGAGUUGGUGAACGUCUUCAGAGAAGAACCUCCAGAUGAGGCGAGACAAAGGCGAGCGGUGAAGCUCAACAGGCACUUGUUUUUCUUUGGAGACGGGAGGAGAAGGGAGGUUAGACAGGCCUGAAGAACAUCUCAUUAAAGACCUGGACAGGAACCACUGAGUCAUUCAGAAGAGCUCCAGACUCCAGUUAUAACUCCGAACCUUUAUCACAUCUCCCUGACUGAGCUCCGGCACCUUCCUCAGACGCACAAAAAUAAGGUUUGUGUCAAAAACAAAAGAAGAGAGAAGUUAAUUUUCCAAACGAGCAGUGACUAGCACAGCAGUGAAGUCGGAACACAAAACUAUUUGUUUUGUUGGUGUGUGGUUGGAGGAGAUGGAUUUCUUAUUUUCGCUCGUACUCUCGAGUGCCUGGGUUUUUCUUCUUGUGGAUUUCAAAGGUGUAUGUGGGCAGCAGGCAUUCAAGACAGAGCCACGUAAUGUGACCGUCAAGGCAGGGGCCACAACUCUGCUGAAGUGUGAAGUGCUGAGGGCCUCAGGGGCCGUGCAGUGGGUUAAAGAUGGGCUGCUCCUGGGACCUCAGAGAUCGCUGCCUGGCUACCCACGCUACAGCAUGACAGGAGACCAGCAGAAAGGCCAGUACCAUCUUCAGAUUCUCAACGUGAGUUUGGAAGACGACGGCCCCUACGAGUGCCAAGUGGGCCAGUCCGUGAGCAGCCGUGCCAUUGUGUCCCGUACAGCCUGGCUCAAUGUGCAGAUCCCACCCUCACAGCCGUACAUCCAGCUGGAGUCUGAUGAGCCGUGGGUGGAAGGAGACAAAUACACAGUGACCUGCAUCGCUCCUGAUGCAAAACCUCCAGCAGAAAUCACCAUGUUCAGAGAUGGAGAGGAGCUGACGGAAACUGAUUCUUUUACAAUGUCAGGCUCACAGGAUAAGCUUUUAAACACGCAUGCCGAAGUCCUCAUCAGGGCACGAAGCUCAGAUGACACACGGCGGCUGACGUGUCGAGCGAAGAACCCAGCUAGCCCUCGAGCUCUUGAGACUGGCAUGACCAUGAGGGUAUACUUUCCCCCGCAGGCUCCGGUGAUCAUAGGAUUAGAAAAUGAAGAGGUCAGAGCUGGUUCCUUGCUGAGGGUGGUGUGCAUGUCGUAUGGAGGCAACCCUUUAGCCACUCUGCAUUGGAUUAAGAAUGGAAAAGUCCUGUCCACCAGCUGGGAGGUGGACAUUGUGUCACGUAGGUCCAGUAGCGUGUUGAAAAUGGAGGUGAAGCCAGAGGACAAUCAUGCUGUGCUGCAGUGCGAGAGCGUCAAUCAAGUAUCUCGUUCACCGAUGUCCCUCACUCGCACUCUCACCGUCAUGUUUGAGCCAGCUGAGGUAACGUUACUUGGCUCCUUCGAAGCCAUAGAGGGACAGGAGAUCAAUCUGAGCUGUUACACUUCCUCUAGUAAUCCGCCGGUCCACAUCCGCUGGUGGCUCGGGUUCAAGGAGCUCAACAGAACGAAUGUUACCAUCUCUGAGGGGGAUAAUGGUGGGAUGAUGACAUUGUCUAACUUGACGCAUAAAGUGUCACGUGAGGACAACGGUCUUCCUCUGACUUGUGAGGCAUUCAAUAAAGGCACCCGCUUCUCUAGUGUUCGAUCUGAAGAGCUCAUCGUUUACUAUCCUCCUCAGAAGGUGUGGUUAGAUGCUCCUCCACCAAACGUCUUCUUACACGCUGGUUCAACUCUUCGUUUAGUCUGUUUCUCCAGUGGUGGAAAUCCCACAGGUCAGCUGGUGUGGUUCAAGAACAAUAAAGUCGUGCCGACCGCAUCAAAGCUGGUGUCUUCAGAGCGUGGUGUGUCACGAGAUCUCCUUCUCACCCUCCAGCCCAGCGACAAUCUAGCCACCUACCGCUGUGACUCCUCAAACAAAGCCAAGAAAGUUAUCUCUGCCCAAACCAAACUCAGGGUUCUGUUUCCAGCAGUGAGCGUGAAGAUCGUGGCCAAGCAGAAGGAGCUGCGCAAGGGUCAGACACUGGAUCUGGACUGCCUGGCUGGCAGCAGCAAUCCCACUGCAAAUAUCAGCUGGAGUUUGGGCCCCAUGAUGCUGAAAGGAGUUGACCAGGCUCCUAAAAAGGCUGAAUUUGGUGGGAUGUCCCGAACCAGUAAGCUGUCCCUCACUCUUGAUUCUCAUCACUGGAAGAAAAGGAUCACCUGCCAGGCCUUCAGUAAUGUGCUGUCCGAGGGUGUCAACAACUUCUACAGUCUGAAUGUGCUCUUUCCUCCAGAGUUUACAGAUGACCAACCCGAUGAGGUCCAGGUCAUUGAGGAUGAAACCGCCACGCUUCCUGUCAAAGUCUUGGCCAAUCCGGAUGAAAUCACCUGCGAGUGGAUUUUUCAGGGCGAGAAGCUUGUGAAAGAAAGAGAUCCUCGUUAUCACUUCGACGACUGGACCCUGGAAAUCGUGAACGUUUCUCGGCGAGACGGGGGCGAUUACAUAAUAGAGUGUUCCAACGCUGAGGGGAAGAACCGCACAAAACUCAAACUGGAUGUACAGUAUUCCCCGACUGUUCUUAUGAAGUCUGAUCCUGUGUCUGUGAACUUGGGAGACACCGCUGACUUACUGUGUGUCGCUGAUGCCAACCCCAUCACCUCCAGUAUGUUUUCGUGGAAGUGGAUGGGUGAAGAGGAAGUAGAUGAUCUAGGAGAGCAGAGUGAAGAUGAAGGCACUGGUUUGUUAACUAUAUAUGAAGUGACCCGUGACCGGGCAGGUUUUUACCAGUGUACAGCAGACAACGGCAUAGCACCUCCAGGCAGUGUUGAAGGACAGCUCAUCGUACGCUUUACUCCAGAGCUUCAGAAGGGGCCGCAGUGGAAGAAGGUGGCCAGCCGUGGGGACGGCAGCAACGAUGCAAAUGUGGUGUGUCAGGCACAAGGUGUUCCUCGUGUGCACUUCACCUGGGCAAAAAAUGGAUUCCCUUUGGACUUGGGCAACCCCAGGUACGAGGAGAAGACUGUGGUGACAGGUACCGUCCACACCAGCGUUCUGACUGUCAUAAACGUGAGUGCAGCGCUGGACUACGCCAUCUUCACCUGCACUGCCCACAAUAGCAUGGGAGAAGACUCUCUAGACAUCCAGCUCCUCAGCACCAACCACCCCGAUCCCCCAUCAGACCUGAAGCUGCUCCGUGUCAACCAUAACUCUGUGACUCUAGAAUGGAUGCCUGGGUUUGACGGUGGUUUGACACAGAACUUCCGUGUCAGGUACCAGUGGGCGGGAUCGGUGAGUUUCAUGUAUGUGGACGUGUUUCCUCCGACAGCUACUGUGUAUACAGUCACGGGCCUCAACCCUUCAACUGCAUACAACUUUUCGGUCAACGCUCUCAAUACAAUGGGAGAGAGCAGCUAUGCAGACAACAACAAAAUACUGACGGUCACCACUGCCGAUGCGGAGGAAGCUGACGACGGGGUCUCCCCAGCAGACAAGGACCCAGCACUUGCAGGUCGUGGUCUUCCUGUCUAUGCCGUGGUGAUCCUGGUUGUGGGUGGCCUCCUUUUAUUCCUAAAUCCAUUGAGCUGCUUUCUAUUGGCCAGAUGGAAAAAAAGAGGGUGGAGCCUGAAAGAAGACACCAGAAGCAUUUCACAGGAGACGAAAAGCGAGGAGCAGAGGUCCACGUCGAGCAGCUCAACACGCUACGCGAGCAGAGAGCUUAUCAACGCCUCGGCACAACGAACGCUUCUCAUCGACAGCAGCUCCGAGCCUGACAGCAGCGUCUAUGAGAGCUACGGACGGCAGGAGAAUUCUCAUUAUUACUACAGUCCUGCGCUGUAUACUCACUUUGAAGGCCCCGAAGAUCUUGAUGGCAGACACGGCACAAGCCCUCUCGCUCAUGACUAUGAGGAGGUGACAGGCUGGGGGACGUACCAGGAUCUGCAGGGCUACUCACUGCUGCCCCCUGCUGCCCACUCUGAUCCACGAGCACUCUCCACAUAUCAUGAGGGAAGAGUAUACGGUAAAGCUGAUGUGGACGUAGCAGCCGGAGUUUAUGAUUCUAUGGUGUACAGACGCAGGAGAGACACAGACUUGCCGUUUGAGCUCAGAGGGGAGCUUGUUUAAUAAGAGUGGGGCUGGAGAAGGCGUCAGUCUACCAGCUCUAUUCUGAGACUGGCUUGGGUUCAUGAGUUGAUAAAACAUGUUUCCUUUUACUUUUUCCUAUUAUUUGUCUAAAAUACAUUCUCAUUACAUUUUAGGCCCUAAAUGUUUAAUUUGUUCAAUAAAUAAUUAAUUUGUUUUAAAUUUGGUCGAAAUCAGUUGUUUUUUUGUUUUGUUUUUGAGAUCUGCUACUUCCAUACUGUAUGUCCCCCUUUUAAAACAUCAAACAGGAUUUCCAAACACUCCUCAUAUCUGUCAUUGUUUGGACAAACAGAUAGCCCCGUCCCCAAACUUACACCAUUGGGUUCUCGGAAAUCAUCCAACGAAUGUCUUACUGUUCAAAAGUUGGUUGUCUUGGUUCUACAUAUAUUUAAUCAAAAAUACAGAAAAAAACUGUAAUAUUGUGAAAUAUUAUUACAAUCUAAAAUCUUUUUUUUUUUUUUCUGUCUGAAUAUACUUUUAAAUGUAAUUUAUUCCUGUGAUGCAAAGCUGAUUUUUUUAAAAAAAAUAUUAAACUUUUAAUUUUUUUUUUUUUAUUUCUGUUUUCAAAAAAUAUGUCUCUGCUUUUAGGCCUGGGUGUAGAGGAAAAUAUUUUAACACGACCUUUAAAAAUUUGUCCAUUUAUAUAUGUUCAAAUAAAUUACAACAGCAAUAACAAUGUGCAGUUACAAGCUACUCUAGUAAUUGCAUAUUAGCUCAUUAAUUUGUAUUACUAAGAAACUGAUUAUGGAUUUGUUACAAAGUGUGACCCUUGUCUGUAGUUUAAUAUGCAGCUUUCUGAGGCCUAUAGCAUUUACUAAGUGUUCUCAUCAUCUACCUUCAGUAAAAAAAAAAAAAAAAAAAAAAACCUCUGGUAAGAGCACGUGUUAUGUAAUGCAGCUUUUUAAGCGAUGAGGUACUAUCAAACAUCCUAUUAUUUAUUCUGAGCUUAAUCGUUUUUCCUGAUGGCAUGCGUUCCUCUUGGGAUUCUUGGAAAGCGUGGAGCUUUGUCCCAAGAGGAAGUCUUUGAAUGUGAGAACGAGGAUAAAAGUCUUGAAUCCUUGAGUCUGCGGAAGCUGACAACAAUAACAUCAACAACAGCAGCCUUCUUCGACACACAUUUGUGUUGUUAUGUAUGUCAUCACAAUGAGUUAAACAGGGAAACUAGGCAAAGGGUAAAUUUUUUAUUAGCUUGAGAAGAAAUCAUUGGCUUGGAAAAGGUUGCCUUGAAGAAAUAUGAGAAAAAAAAAAAAAAAAAAAAGAAACUCCUGAUAUCAAUGAUUUACCCUCAUGUCAUUCCAAAAGCAUAAUAUUCUUUUUUUUCUGUGAAACACUAGAUGUUUUGCAGAACGUUCAUGCUGCACUUUUUCAUAUAACAGGGAAUAAAGGGCUGUCAAGCUCCAAAGACUUAAAAUUCAGCAUAUACUCUAAGAGUCCGUUCACAUGACACCAUUUUCAACUAAAAACUGGAAACUUUUUUUAUGUGUUUUGGCCAUUCACGACAACGGCAUUUUGCGGGCCUGAAAAAGCAAUCUUUUGAAAAUGGGUUUCAAAGUGCAAGUUUUUGAAAAUGAUGCUGUUAUUGUCUCCGUGUAAACUACAAAAACAUGAAUUUGUGAAAACCGUGACAUCAUAGUGUUUCUUUACAAAGUAACAUCGCCAACUAUUUGCCUGGCAGCAUAAUACAGCACUGGAUCAGUGUGGACAGGGAUCGUUUUGGCGACGUUGUUGUCUGUACGCAAAAAACUCAAAGGAAAAACUUUUUCAUUUUUAGUACAUCGUUGUCAUGUAAACAUACCCUAAAAAAUAAUAAAUAACAACCUUAAUUAAAUAUUUUAAUAUCACUUAAAUGAUUGAGUUGGACAUACUAAAAUAAAUGACUAAAAAUUCCAACAGUUAAUUUGACAUAUUUAAGUUUUUGUAGGAAAAAAAAAAAAAAAAAAAAAAAAAAAAAAAAGUAUUUGACCAACAGAUUACAUUUUUAAGAUACACUUAAUAUUUGUAUUAAAUUUGAAUCAAAAUAUUUGAGAAUGGAGAAAUGAUACCGACCAGUUUCAAGGACUACAAUUAUCAAUAUCUUUAACAACAAAUUAAUUAAUGUAGUUAGUAGGAAACAAUUAACUAUCAUGCUCAAAGAGAGGAAAAUUUGAUUUUCCCAGAGUGCUUUGAUACAGACUUUUUCACAAAAUUAAUAUAGAAGGAGAUCUGUUAAUGUUUAAUGUUCUGUUAUGUUGCUGUUUUGGGGGGUUACCAUUGUGGACCAAGUACAUCAUAGUUUAAGCUUUCGAAUCACAUGGCCUACAUUUGUGGUGCUUUUUUGUUCUUUUCUGGAUCUUGACAGUCCAUUGUCUCUAUCUACCUUUGUUUAAUGGAAAAGAGCAGCUUUUAGAUUAAAAAUCUUCUUUGUGUUCCACUUAAGAAAGAAAGUCAUACCGGUGUGGGUAUUUCUGGGUGAACUGUUCCUUUAAAAUUCAGCUUGUUUCUUCUGUCUGCUCUGCUGGAUGCUUUCAACUAAGCUGGCUUAUCAAGAGUGGAUGGUAAAUUACAGGUUGGGAAGGAUGCCAGUGCUUCCGCAUAUUGGCAUAACAGCUUGUUUAAUUGUAAAUCAAAGGUAGUCUAUAACCCAUUGUCUUCUGCAGCUCUAAUUUCUGAGAUUUUAUUGGUGUCAUUUGGCACAAGAACUAACACUGCAAUCUCCCUCCCUUUUCAUCCGAUGCUCCUUUAAUGCUGAUAUUCGCCUUCAUGUCCAUCGAGCCCCGGCCGUGACCCUUCGCCCUGCCGCCACCGUGACAGAGAGCAGACUUCCAACGCUGCUAAUAUGAAAACAACUGUUCAGACACCUGGCUUGAGGUGGGCCGAUCUCAUCUCCUCUCUUCUGUGUACCCACAAUCCACUUGCCCUGUUGACCGGUUCACCAGCCAUGUCAAACGCCUCAAGCAGCCACAACGUCUGGAGAUGGAAAGUUAUUGUUGCCAUAGUUACUGCCCCUUUCCACCACGUUUAAUGUUGUCUAUCUUGCAGGUGCUUUAUGGUGGAGGAAAUACCUGCAUUUUUAGUAUUCCAUGAUAUUUCAGAGCAUUUGGGCAUCUAGUGGUUUUUCUUAAAGAUUAUUGCUUAGAUUGGAAUGAAGCCAUCAGUGAUUAUCUUUAGCGGAUGUGAUUUCACCUGAAAAAAAAAAAAAAAAAAAGUUUAUGCCUUUUCUUCUCAUUCUCCUCUAUAAAACUCAGAUCAAUAAACCACAGUCUUACAACUGUUUCAGCAAAGGUAGGCUAUGCAAAUGAAGGAUGAGGUGUUGAUUAUGUCGAGUAGUACAGCAGGAUAUUAAAAGAAAUGUUAUUACGCUGUAUAUAUUUAUUGUACAAUUUUCCGCUUAGUAUUCAUCACACGGUUUCUCCAUGUAUACAACUGUAUAUCGACAUACAGUGUAAGCCUGUAUAUCCAAAGGUUCAUAAAUUCAGGUGUAAAUUAAUCACAGGUACUGUUUGUAUGUACCGUAGCUGUUCGUAGGUAAAGUGUGUAAGAGGCAACAGUUACAAUGCAACUACCUUGAUUAUGCUUGAUUAAUAGGAUAAAAGACAUAUGCGGUGUAACCAAAUUUAAUUUCAUAUUAAACAGAAUAUUAGCUCUCAGUUUUCAAUGUGAUGGUAACGUGCUUGCAGGCAGGCAGACGAAGGGAGGAGGUACAGGUUCAAAAACAUUUAAUAUAUAUCCAAGACAGGCAGGCAGGCAGUGCUAACACUAAACCAUAUGGUAACCGGACGAAGAGUACGGGACAGGGAACAACUUAAGUAGUAACAGAAGAUUAACUCAAAUGACGAACAGCUGAUGAUGAUGAUUAGUGUCCACGAUGACAGAUUGCGGCGGGAACAUAGAACAUAGGAACAUGAUCAGUAAUAACAAACUUAAAGUCCAUACAAACAAACUAAAUGUGACAUAUCACCCCAUUUGGACUUUGGAGGAUGAAGUGAAGGAGAAGGGUUGGUGAGAGGCAGACGAGGAGGGAUGAUGGCAGGAUGAGGUGAGUGGCUGGUGAUGGUGGAAUGACGAGGCUCCUGCAGCAAUGAUGGAAACACAUAGAUGACACAGACCCAGAGCUCCCCAGUGCCGACAGCCCAUGGCGAAGGGAGGAGGAGUCCAGGUGUUGACGUGGCUGACGACAGCCGAGGGACGACUGACGGAGACGUGGCCGAUGGAGCCGUAGGCGCAGAUGGAGAGCCGAUGGUAACGAGCGACAUUGCGGUACUGGAGACCCAGGCGAUGCCGCUGCGACAACCAUCGAAGGUGGAGCCAGAGUACACGAGGGCUGAGGUGGAGCCGGUGUGCUCGAGGACAGAGGUGAUGCAGAUGGGAAGGAGGAACCCGCUGCAGCUGUAGGGGUGGAGGGCCGGAAUGCAGUGGACGGCUCGCAAGUCUGUGGAGGAAGUGGUGUGACGACUGACCAAGGGGGAGCCGGUGGGACGAGGGGACCCGGAAGAGCCUCAAGUCCGAGGGUCUCUGGUGGAGCCAAAGGUGGGAGGAGCCAAGACGGAACAGACAGGUCGACAGGCCGAGAUGGAGCAAAGAGUUCCGAGGCCGGAGGCGGAGCUGCAGGAUCCUCUCGUGCUGACUCUGCUGGUGGUGCGGCUCGACAUCAGAGCGGGGCUCCCACGGAGACGGCGCAGAACACUUGACAACCAGAAAGACGUUUCUGCACAGGCGCUUACUGAACACCUCAAAAGAUUUCAAUCAGACAAUAGCUGAUGAGACGGGCAUAAAAGAGGACUGGCAGAUGUGGAUGGAGUGAGGGGCCUCAGCACCAGUGAGAACGACAGACUGCAGAGGAAGUCUGAGGACAAGGAAGUUCGACAAGGGCGUGGUCAAUCAUCUGCCCAACUUACAUUUCCUCUCUGUUACAAAGAACUGACAGAUGCUGCACUCUGUUCAACUGUGAUUGGAUGUGAUACGCAGGAUCAAAAUGAGCAUCAAGAUCAUGUUGCGAGAGGUGUCCUUUUUUCUGUUACUAGUCUUCAGAUGUUACACAGCUGAGAAUGUGACAAAAACAGAGACCACGACACCACCGGAAAGCUCUACACCUCCAUCCAACACUACAAGAGCCAUGGGUCAUGUUAACCUGAAUGCAACAGGGGAGACAAUGACCCCCACCGUACCUGCGGCGAUCACAAACAUCUCUACAGACUCCUCUAUGACCUCCGCUUUGACCCCCAACAAGACAUCUGACAUACAGCCAACUGCUGUCACCAGCACCACCACCACCAACAGCACCAGAACCUCCAAAACCAGCACCAGAACUUCCGAAACCUCCACAACUGUAGCGUGGGAAAAGAGAUGGGAUGAGCCGUUUAAUUACAAUUACAGAUCUCUGCGUCAAGUAGGGUUGACCAUUGCUGCUGUUCUUUUCGUGAUGGGAAUUUUGGUGCUUGGUUGUGGCAAAGUUAAACGAAUCCCACGGUGUCGAAUUGGCAAAGCAAGUUCAUACCAGGUGACCAGAAGUUAACACUCUUCUCGGCAUUGAUCAGCGACUCGGCAAUAAACAGAAGAACAGCAGGAGAACACAAAGGAGCCAGUCAGACCUGUUCCGACAGCAGUUACAGACUUACAUUUCCCCCUUGUGAGAACAACAUCAUAAGGACAAGAUGGAGAGGUUGUGUGUGUGAGCGUGUUCAUUAUUUCAAACUGAUCUCCGGGUUUGUCACACCGAAGCGCCGGGGAAUAAGAUGUGUGCUAUCGUGCGGCACUAAACGCCAGCGGUAACACAACGGCUGAGACUUCGGCAGAUCCCAACGUAAUCACGCGUCUCAGACACAAAAUCCCUUCAUCCCUCUGCUCUCCUGCACCAAACGGCUCUGUUUAAGCGUCAAACUUUGUACAACACAGGCCUUUACUUCUGUUUUAUUAUUAUUAUUUCAAUUUGUGCAUCCUCAGGUGUGUCAAUCAUUUGGAAUUGGAGGGAAGCGUUGUGUAGCUCACAAGCGCCCUCAAGAGGCCUUCAGACACAUUUAUCAUGAAUUCUCCCAAGAGGAAAGAAUAAAAACCAUUCGACUCUGA
Molecule: messenger RNA, 10292 nt
Organism: Ctenopharyngodon idella (grass carp)
Lineage: Eukaryota; Metazoa; Chordata; Actinopteri; Cypriniformes; Xenocyprididae
Gene: nphs1
Product: NPHS1 adhesion molecule, nephrin
Exons: 41
Coding region: 513-4232 (1239 amino acids)
Biological process (GO): cell-cell adhesion
Cellular component (GO): cell-cell junction
Molecular function (GO): cell adhesion molecule binding
Source: RefSeq, a predicted model, not a curated record